AUGGGAAACAGUAAUAGCCAUAAAUCUAAUGGAUACACAGGCCCUUACACUUUGAGUAUUAAAGCAUUGUGCUGGAAAUAAGAAUCACAUUAGUUAUUUGAUUUUGAGUCUAAAGACAUUAUCAAAAAGAAGAUUAAAGUCAAAAAAUCAGGAUACUUAACUCGCUCACAAAACAAUGAGAUAUCUUUCUCUGAAAAUUAUUCUUAGGAAAAUGAGAGUUUUUUACAAAUUGGUCAUCAACAGUAGAAAUAUACAUUACAGAAUGAAUCUAUGGACAAUAAAGAUUAACAUGGUAUAAGCGACAAGAGUGUUUGGAUAAUUAUUAAUACUUUUAAAGAUAAUGAAUAGGAAAAGGGUUUUUAUGAAUUGUCUGCUGAUGAUUACAUUAAGAUUGGAAGAGUCAGACUAAGAAUAAAAGAAAUUAAUCCAAUAGGCGAUUUCUCAUAAUAAGAACCUGAAGAACUCUUAACUUAUAAUUCUAAAAAUGGAACUAAACCAACUGAAGAAAUAUAAUGCAGAAUAUGUCUUGGUGACACUUAUAUAGAUGAUAAUCCAUUCAUAGCUCCAUGUUCUUGCACAGGAAGUGUUUAGUACAUACACUUAAUAUGCUUAAAAAUAUGGCUAUAAAAUAAAUUAGUUAUUAAAUAAAAUGAUUAUUACACAGAAUACUAAUGGAAAAAAUUAGAAUGUGAGUUAUGCAAACAACCUUUAAAACCAUAUAUUAAUCAUAAUGGUCGAGUAUUCUCAACAUUCACUAUAAGAAAUCCAGCAUGCCCAUAUAUAAUCCUUGAAAAGCUCCAAAAAGAUACUAAUGAGCCUAAAUCUUAAAUUAUAGUUAAUUUUUCAACUACAGCCAAGGAAAAUAAACCAAAAAAAGAAAAAACUCUUCUCAAAAUUGGGAGAGGAGCUCAAUCACAUAUACGUAUUAAUGACAUUUCUGUUUCUAGAGAGCAUGCACAUCUUGUACUAAAAAAUAAAAAAUUUUAUUUGAAGGAUGAAAAUUCUAAAUUUGGAACUCUUGUUUUAGUAAGAGAGCCUAUAGCCUUCUCGGUUGAUUGGAACAAAGUAUCUAUUUAAAUAGGUUAAACUGUCCUUUAACUUAAACUUAAAAAAGCUUCUUCAGGCUUUUUCUCUUGCAAUUCUUAACAACCUGAGGAAGAUCUGUUCGAAGAUUUAUAAUAAAAAAAAAUUUUAAAUAAAUAUGAAAGAGAUAACUCUUAGAAUGGACUUUAGCCUGAUAAUUACAGAUUCGAAAAGAGCUAAACAGGAUAAAUAAAUGACCCAUUUUAAGUUAGCACCUUUCAUAAAAUUAAUUUUAAUAAUACAAAUAAAAGGGUUUGA
Molecule: messenger RNA, 1341 nt
Organism: Tetrahymena thermophila SB210
Lineage: Eukaryota; Ciliophora; Oligohymenophorea; Hymenostomatida; Tetrahymenidae
Product: zinc finger protein
Exons: 9
Molecular function (GO): zinc ion binding; protein binding
Source: RefSeq, a predicted model, not a curated record